AUGCGAGUAGCUGCUCCUUCAGCACAUUACAUAGUCUGCGAACAGGUUCAGGAAGAGAUAAUAGCUUUCGCAAAAACCAAAGCCUCCUACUCACCGGUUGUGGCUGACUUUGCCAACUUCGUUUCAUCCAACACGGCACGCAAGCUCGCUCUUGCAGAUCCCACCCCUUCGACCGAUCUCAUUGGUCGCCUCACUUUCCCCAAGCCGACCGCCGUCGCCUGUUCCACAGAGGCUGCCAAGGUGCUGGUUUCGUCUCAACAGCUUAACGCCAUCCUCUCAGCCGUUCUAUCAAAAUAA
This is a messenger RNA of Dibothriocephalus latus, 297 nucleotides long. The record is from the annotation of a GenBank genome assembly. NCBI's taxonomy places the organism in Eukaryota, Metazoa, Platyhelminthes, Cestoda, Diphyllobothriidea, Diphyllobothriidae.